GGGGCGGGCCCGGCCGCUGACGCGCCGGGUAUAUAGCCGGGCAUGCGCGCGGUGCCGGGGCCCAGAGGCAGUGAGGGGGGUCGGCGCGCGUGUCUACGCGGACGCACCGGCUGAGCUGCUUCUGCUGCCGCCGGUCGCCUGCGACCUUGCGGUGAGGCUGCGCGGGGCCGGGGCCGCCUCCGAGCGCCAGGCUUAUUCAGUCACCAUGAAGCUGCUGCACCCGGCCUUCCAGAGCUGCCUCCUGCUGACCCUGCUUGGCUUAUGGAGAACCACCCCUGAGGCUCACGCUUCAUCCCCCGGCGCACCGGCUAUCAGCGCUGCCUCCUUCCUGCAGGAUCUAAUACAUCGCUAUGGCGAGGGUGACAGCCUUACUCUGCAGCAGCUGAAGGCCCUGCUCAACCACCUGGAUGUGGGAGUGGGCCGGGGUAAUGUCACCCAGCACGUGCAGGGACACAGGAACCUCUCCACGUGCUUUAGUUCUGGAGACCUCUUCGCUGCCCACAAUUUCAGCGAACAGUCGCGGAUUGGGAGCAGCGAGCUCCAGGAGUUCUGCCCCACCAUCCUCCAGCAGCUGGAUUCCCGGGCCUGCACCUCGGAGAACCAGGAAAACGAGGAGAAUGAGCAGACGGAGGAGGGGCGGCCGAGCGCUGUUGAAGUGUGGGGAUACGGUCUCCUCUGUGUGACCGUCAUCUCCCUCUGCUCCCUCCUGGGGGCCAGCGUGGUGCCCUUCAUGAAGAAGACCUUUUACAAGAGGCUGCUGCUCUACUUCAUAGCUCUGGCGAUUGGAACCCUCUACUCCAACGCCCUCUUCCAGCUCAUCCCGGAGGCUUUUGGUUUCAACCCUCUGGAAGAUUAUUAUGUCUCCAAGUCUGCAGUGGUGUUUGGGGGCUUUUAUCUUUUCUUUUUCACAGAGAAGAUCUUGAAGAUUCUUCUUAAGCAGAAAAAUGAGCAUCAUCAUGGACACAGCCAUUAUGCCUCUGAGACGCUUCCCUCCAAGAAAGACCAGGAGGAGGGGGUGAUGGAGAAGCUGCAGAAUGGGGACCUGGACCACAUGAUUCCUCAGCACUGCAACAGCGAGCUGGACGGCAAGGCGCCCAUGGUGGACGAGAAGGUCAUUGUGGGCUCGCUCUCUGUUCAGGACCUGCAGGCUUCCCAGAGUGCUUGCUACUGGCUGAAGGGUGUCCGCUACUCUGACAUCGGCACUCUGGCCUGGAUGAUCACUCUGAGCGAUGGCCUCCACAAUUUCAUCGACGGCCUGGCCAUCGGUGCUUCCUUCACUGUGUCGGUUUUCCAAGGCAUCAGCACCUCGGUGGCCAUCCUCUGUGAGGAGUUCCCACAUGAGCUGGGAGACUUUGUCAUCCUGCUCAACGCUGGGAUGAGCAUCCAGCAGGCUCUCUUCUUCAACUUCCUUUCUGCCUGCUGCUGCUACCUGGGUCUGGCCUUUGGCAUCCUGGCCGGCAGCCACUUCUCUGCCAACUGGAUUUUUGCGCUGGCUGGAGGAAUGUUCUUGUAUAUUUCUCUGGCUGAUAUGUUCCCUGAGAUGAAUGAGGUCUGUCAAGAGGAUGAAAGGAAGGGCAGCAUCUUGAUUCCGUUUGUCAUCCAGAACCUGGGCCUCCUGACUGGAUUCACCAUCAUGGUGGUCCUCACCAUGUAUUCAGGACAGAUCCAGAUUGGGUAGGGCCCUGCCAAGAGCCUGUGGGACUGGAAGUCGGGCCCUGGGCUGCCCGAUCGCCAGCCCGAGGACUCACCAUCCACAAUGCACCACGGAAGAGGCCGUUCUAUGAAAAACUGACACAGACUGUAUUCCUGCAUUCAAAUGUCAGCCAUUUGUAAAAUGCUCUAUCCUAGGAAUAAGCUGCCCUGGUAACCAGUCACUAGCUAGUGCCUCUUGCCCUCUCCUCACCUCCUUUUCUCUCAGUGACUCUGGAAUCUGAAUGCAGCUUACAAGACAAGCCUGACUUUUUUCUCUGAUUACCUUGGCCUCCUCUUGGAACCAGUGCUGAAAGGUUUUGAAUCCUUUACCCAACGAUGCAAAAAUAGAGCCAGUGGUUAUAACUUGGCUAGAAAUAUCAAGAGUUGAAUCCAUAGUGUGGGGCCCAUGACUCUAGCUGGGCACCUUGGACCUCCAGCUGGCCAGUAGAAGAGACAGGAGACAGGAAGCCUUCCCAUUUUUUCAAAGUCUGUUUAAUUGCCUAUUACUUCUCUCAAAGAGAACCUGAAGUCAGAACACAUGAGCAGGGUGAGAGGCGAGGCAAGGUUCAUCCUGAAUAGGAGAGGAGGUAGAACCACUGCUGUGUGUCUCGUCAGGAUGCUCACUUGUUCCUACUGAGAUGCUGGGUAUUGAUUUUGUAACAGCACCUGGUGUUUCGUGGCUGUCCAAGUGAGCUAACGUGGCGGUGUGGCUGCCUGGACCUCCUCUUUCAGGUUAACACUGACAGAAUGGAGGCUCAGGCUGUCUGCAAGAAAACAGUUGGUUUGGCUGUGAUUUUGACCUCCUCUUCCCCACUGCCAUCUUCUAAGAGACUUUGUAGCUGCCUCCUAGAAGCACAUUCUGAGCACAUCUGAGACCUCUGUGUUAGAGGGGAGACUGCACAAACUAUCCUCCCCCGGGUUGAGACAUCUGCAGAGUGGCAAGCUGACUUGUAGAAAUGGGGUGCCAUUUAUGCUGUACUUAGACAAGGGUAAUCAGAAAUGGAAUCAGUGCAGGCAAAAUUUAGGAUUUGCCGCUUCCAUAAAUCAAAGCAUGACUAAUAGGGGGUCUCUGAAAUGUAAGGGCACAAACUUCACUUAGGGCAUCGCAGAUGUUUGCAGAAUGGCGGGCCUAAUGAUUACGCUACAGAUGGGUUUUAAAUGACCCGUCUAGGUUACUGCUUCCUUGCAAAAAAGUUGAAUCCUGCAUUGAACUGAAUAUGAAUUGCUCUAACUCUCUCCAGAAAAUGGAUGGAGAUAACUUGUCUGCAAAACCGUAGGCCAGCCUCAGGCACUGUGGAGCCCUUGCCUCCGAGCUCUAGCUUCAAGGGGAGCUCUUCUCCAGGUUCACUAGGUGAAUUGAUUUAUUAUUAUCAUAUUGAUAAUGUGAGAUUCUUUAGCCACUUUGGGGAGCCUGUCUCUCCAGAAGCCUUUCUUAGUGGUGCCCACAGCUGGAGCCCAGGGGCCAUGUUUGCAAACCGAUUCAUGUGCAUGGCUGACAGGAGUACUGGUUCACUACCAAUGCCUGAGCUUUUCUCUUAACAUAGAAAAACUGUCCACUCUCAGUAAUCACAAGCAGCAUCCAUUUUGUUUUCUCUUCUUGGGAGACAUCUGUCAAACCAGGAAUAUUCUUGAAAAGAACAUGAGCAGGAAAACUGCUGGUGAUACUUUAAGUUUUGUUUUUAUCUUGCCUGUUGGCCUCAAUACAUUUGAGAAUACGCUGAAGAGGGAAAAUUUCAGUGAUGGAGAUUCUAGAUUAAAUAUCGGGAUGGAUUUCCUGGUAGGAUUAUGGUCCAGUUUUACCAAAGAACCAAUUCCUUGAAUGUUGGAAUCUAACUUUUUAUAUUGUCAUUAUUAUUGCUGUUUUUAAACGGUUCUUUGUCUUUUCUGUUUUAUUUUUCUCAAGCUGCUUUCAGGAGCUAGCAGAAAAUAACUCAAAGUUGAAGACUCUGGAAGAUUUUGCUUUAACCUAACUCGCAUUGAUGUAUUAAAUUUAUAAUUUUAGCAUUCCCAAUAGAUCCUAUCUUUCCUUAAACAUAAUACCCUUUGUCUUGGAGUAGAAUACUAAGUUAGAGUUAGUGGAUUUCUAGUUUAGGAGAGGAGCUCAAAACUAUAAUCUUUAACAAAUUGAAAAAUGAAAUAGGGUGUUUUCCCUUUUUGUGCACACCUAUAUUACCUUAAGUAAUUUCCUUCCAUAGACAGCUGCCACAAAGGGAAAUCCUCUUUAAACUGUAAUUGGAGGUCAGUCCUAGUCGGAGCUUAGGAGGGGUGGAGACGCUCACGUCGUCUGACUUGAGUCGCCACUGAUUGUGGCAACAGCUUUGCCUCAUGAGUCGAAAAUUGGCAAUGUCUUUUGAUUUUUAGGUGUUGAAUUUGCUGUUUCAAGCAUUUGUACAUAUUAGAAGUCUAAGGAGUAGCGAGUCAGUGGGAGGACUUUUUCACCCCUGGCAUUAGCAGCUUCAACCUCGUUUUCCAGAUGCACCAGCUCCUAUUAAUAAGUUAGCAAGGAAAGUGUAUGUCACGUGCAGGAACAGUGAGACAGAGACAGGGGUUCCGCUCCUUCUCACCUCACCACCGGCACGCAGCUUGCCCCGUCUUUGCCCCCAAAGGUAUUUUGUGUCUAGUGUCAAACUGGAGCUAUUCUUCACUGGUCCUUAACCUUGGGUUUUAAAAAGAAGGCUUCUCUGUUUGGGUAGCGUAAGAGCUGAGUAUAGUAAGUCCUCUUCCAAAGAGAUGACAAUAUGCUGGGCAUCUGCUUUAAAACAAAGUUGUCUGAUUUUUGCAAGAGAGGUUAGGAUUUUACUGUUCAUAUUUCCCUUUACAGUUCUGCAGUUCCAUCACAGUGUUUUUUUAAAUAACUCAGGUGUAUGAGAAGAAAUUAGAAAAGAAAAUUAACUUAUGUGGACUGUAAAUGUUUUAUUUGUAAGAUUCUAUAAAUAAAGCUAUAUUCUGUAA
This is a messenger RNA of Symphalangus syndactylus (siamang), 4644 nucleotides long. RefSeq names its product solute carrier family 39 member 14 (gene SLC39A14). Gene Ontology annotation, molecular function: monoatomic cation:bicarbonate symporter activity; zinc ion transmembrane transporter activity. Lineage: Eukaryota; Metazoa; Chordata; Mammalia; Primates; Hylobatidae. The record is from RefSeq and is a predicted model, not a curated record. Gene Ontology annotation, cellular component: plasma membrane. Gene Ontology annotation, biological process: intracellular monoatomic cation homeostasis; zinc ion import across plasma membrane.